AUGUUUAUCAUUCAAGGUAAAACAAAACCAUUUCAGGUUUUUCUACUUGUUCCAUUUUGGUUGAUAUUCGUGACAUGCCAACUAAACAUGUACAAUGUCGAAAGGAAAGAUUUUGAAAGUCAUUCAUUAGCAUAUGACUGUUUAAACCAUUACAUUUAUCGAAAAAAAUUGGCUUAUCAAAACUUGUAUGAUAUUAUUGUCGAUAUCAUCCCAUUUUGUAUUCGUCCAAGUAAUGAUUCGAGUAAUGACGCAUCCGAUACUUCUGUUCAUCCACUCGCACGCCGAUUAUCAUUCACAGAAAUCAGUUUGCUUGGUAUUAAUUCGCAACAAGUUGUUUCUUGGUCAAUUCCAAUGAUUACAGCUGAACGGUAUCAGGCUUAUUUGAAUGCAUCCAAAACAGAAUCAUCGGAUGAAUACUUCUACAAUUGUACUCAACCAUGGUUUGGUAUUCGAUGUCAAUAUUCAUUUGGAUCUCAGUUUAUUGGCAUGUCAUUUAAUGAGAUUGUUGAAGUAAUAUUUACCGAAAAACAACCCUUUUCGGAAUCAUCUAACACAUUGAUGCCUAUAUCGAUGACAUGCUAUGUUCUGAUCGAAUGUCAUCGUGAUGGAUUGAAAUGGUGUCUCGACUGGCGUGAGAUUUGCAAUGGAGUUCUGGAUUGUUUUGAUGAAGGCAUCGAUGAAGAAGGUUGUUUUGUCUUGGAAAUGAAUGCAUGUGCAGAUGACGAAUAUCGAUGUCAUAAUGGCAUGUGCAUUGCAGAAGAUCUGUGGAACGAUGGAGAGGGCGAAGCAUAUUGUGCUGAUCGAUCGGAUGAAAUGCCGGGUGUUUCGUAUAUGAAGAUGUGCUAUCAAGAUGCAUCAUUUCGAUGUGAAGAGCAUUCAUGUCGAGCAGAUGAUGGUUCAUUUUCAUGUGGUGAUGGUGAAUGUGUAAGAAGAUAUGAAUAUUGCUAUAGUGGUCGACACCGAUUGUUGAUUGAAUCGAUGCUGAAACAAGGUGAUCUUGCAGAUGAAUGUUGGAUGGCAAUGACUUGCUUGACUCGCAUUGUCCAAGAAAUCAAUGGCACAUCGUGCAAUCAUUGGUUAAUGACUGACUAUGUUAAUAUGUCUCUGACAAAAUGUCCUUGGUUCUUUCAAUUUCCAGCCGUUGCAGUAUACUCAAAUCACGUUCGUUUCUUCUAUGAAGAUGUUCAUUCGCGAAAUGAUUCGAAUAUGUAUUUCUUGCCUGACUACAUUUGCUAUGAUGCAAUCCUGUGUAAAUGCGGUUCGUUCGAAAAGGUACAUGAUAACCUUACUUGUAUAAUGGGUUCCAAUUCAGAUAUGGAAUGGGACAGAAAUAUGGAAAAUCCUUGGAGUACAUUGAUCUGGUGGGUUGAGCAAAAGUUUCGCUCUUGUUUAGUAUCUAAAAAUUUUAAUUCAAGUGAAAUGGCAUUUAUAAAUUACUCAACUUUGUAUAUAUGUGAAACUUCGUCGAAAAUAAUUUCGACCAGUCAUGUUAAAGAUAACAUAUACGAUUGUGCAGAGAUGGAUGACGAAUUUUCUGAAAAUGGUUGUUACCCAGGAGAUCGGUAUCGAGUCAAAUGUGAUACCACCGAUAUUUGUUGGCCACCGAUAUAUCAAGCCAAAGCCUACAAAUCAAGUUACGUGCAAAGUCUAGGAAAUAUUCCAUUUCAGAGCUUUUGUGAUGGAAUUCGCCACGACUUUUACCACAAUUUUAACAAAGAAAGACAUAGCGAAGAAGAUGAAUGUAAUUUGAAUCAUUUAUGUAACAACAUUUAUGCACGGUGUGACGGAUUUUGGGCAUGCGCAGAUGGGCGAGAUGAAUUCAAUUGCGGUCAAACAAUAUGUCCAUUGAACGAACAUGCAUGUGUAUCACCACACAAUUAUACGGUGUUCUGCUUACCUCACAAUCGUGUCAAUGAUAGUGUCGACGAUUGUCUCGGUGCGACAGAUGAACAAGAAGAAUGUCGCUUUAAAUGGAAUUCAAAUCAAGAAAUGUCUUAUCUUCGAUGUCUAAACGACACAAUGUGCUUAAAAUCAUCAGACUUAUGCGACAACAUUAAACACUGUCCAUUACAUAAUGAUGAUGAAGCAUUUUGUCGACAUCUUCCAUUCACAUUCACCUGCAACCAAAAUAAAUCAAAUCAUCGAACUCAAAUUGAACACAUCCUAUGUGGAAUCAAUGAACAUGACAGUCAUCGUUUCAGAUUCUUCACUCUCGUCACUUCAUCCACUUAUCCAGCAUUAAUUUCAUCCGAUCUCAUCGAUCCUAUCAAUUACAUCCAACCACAAGAACAGCAUUUGAUCGUUAAAAAAAAUACAAAGAACAAUUCAUGGUCACACUAUUGUAAUCGUGGAUUAAUGAUUACAAAAUUCACAAAUAAUGGCAUCCAGUCGAAAUGUCUUUGUCCACCAAGUUAUUAUGGUGAUUUAUGUCAAUAUCAAAAUCAACGUAUCAGUUUAAAACUACAAUUAAGUUCAACAAAUCGACAGGAAAUAUAUGGUAUUGUUGUUAUUCUGAUGGAAAACAACCGAAUUAUAGAAUUUAAUCAAUUUCAAUACAUCGCAAAAGAUAGUUGUACAAUGAAAUUCAAUCAAUAUCUUUUGUAUCAAAGAAGACCAAAAAAUCUUUCAUCCAAUUAUAAUAUUCGUAUUGAUGUGGUUGAAAAGAAUUCGAUGAUUUAUAUUGGACAUUGGUAUUAUUCAGUUCCAUUCUUAUUUUUACCAGUGAAUCACAUGGCUUUAUCACUCAACUUAUCAUCAAUUAUCAUGGAGAAAGAAAGAAAACAAUGUUUAAGUGAAUGUUUAGAUAAACAAGAAUGUGUUCCAUAUGUGAAUGAUAGAGACAAAUCAUUUUGCCGAUGGAAGACACCAGUAGAGCAAUAUGGUUGUUCAAAUGAGUCGAUAUUUAUUGGAAUGAAAGACAACAAUAGGUCAAUUUGUAUGUGCUCAUUAGUUGCAUAUGGACCAACUUGUUUACUCUCAUCAAAAUGUUCAAUCAAUCCUUGCAAAAACCAUGGUCAAUGCAUUAGAGAUGAAUGGGAUAUUUUUCAUCAAAAUUAUUCAUGUAUUUGUUCAAAUAAAUAUUAUGGUUUGAAUUGUGAAUAUCGCAAAUGGCAAUUAGAUGUUGAAUUUGAUAAUAAGAUGAAAAUUCCAUCUUAUAUUAUUGCAUAUUUUUAUACAAUUUCGAAUCAAUCCCAACCAAUCAAAACAAUUGUUCUUCGAAAAUUGACACUUUUUCAACAUAUUGUUACAUUUCAUAUUUCAAUUGCAUUUCAUUUAGUUUUUAUUGAAAUUCAACAUCGAUUUUACCUUGCGUAUCUUCAGCAUCAAUCUUAUAUGCAUGUAUUAACAAAUCUUAAUCCUGAACAAGAAUGUCAUUCGAUUGAGAAGUAUGUCAAUUCAAAAGUUCUUGAAUUACAUCGAUAUGAACGAAUAAAUGAAUUUCAUCGUAUUUGUUUAACUCAUUGGGAUGUAAAAUGUUUUGUUGAUGAAAUUUAUAUGUGUUUAUGUACAAAUGAUCAUCAUGCAAAUUGUUUUGAAUUUCAUGAUGGAAAACUUCAACCAUAUCCAUAUCAACGUUUUCAAUGUUCAUCAACAGAUAAAUAUUGUUUGAAUGAAGGUCGAUGCUAUCAAGAUCAUCCAAAAUGUCCAUCGACAAAGAUUUGUUUAUGUCGUGAUUGUUUCUUUGGUGAUCAAUGUCAAUUUUAUGCAAAAGGUCUUGGAUCAACAUUAGAUGAAAUUUUAGGAUAUGAAUUUCAAUAUGGAAAAAGUUUUUCAUCUCAAUCAUUUUCAAUUCAUGUGAGUGCAUUUCUAACAAUGUUCAUUUUUGUGGGUGGUAUGAUGAGUAGCAUUUUUGCUUUGAUGACAUUUACACAAAGAAAACCAAGAGAAGUUGGUUGUGGUUUAUAUUUAUGGACAUCAUCAUUAACUUCGUUGAUAACAAUUAUAUUGUUUACAGUCAAAUUUUUGUUACUUCUUAUUUCUUAUCAAAACGUACCGAAUCUUCGAGUGAUUUUAAUAACAAAUUGUCGAUGUAUUGAAAUCUUAUUAAAACUAUUUUUAUUUACUGAUAGUUGGUUGAAUGCUUGUGUUGCCAUUGAAAGAACUUAUUCAAUUCAUCGUGGUUUAUAUUUUGAUCAAUUUAAAAGUCGAAAAGCAGCGAAAUGGGUAAUUGGAUUUAUAUUAAUUCUUAAUACUGGAGCACUUAUCCCUCAAUUUAUCUUUCUUCAUGUUUUUCAAGAUGAAAUAGAAGAAAGAAGUUGGUGUGUAGUUCGAUAUACGAAUUGGAUACAAAUUUAUACAAUGGCAAUGUUAUUUAUUCAUUAUUUUGUACCAUUAUGUAUUCAAAUAUGUUCAACAAUUUCAAUAAUUUUGAUAACAACUCGUCAAAAAAGAGCAGCACAAUCUGAUCGAAGUUAUUGGAGUCAUUUGAAGAAAAAGAUUCGUAAGUAUAAACAACUCUUGAUCAGUCCAUUGAUUAUUAUUUGUUUAACAUUACCUCAUUUAAUAAUUUCAAUAAUUCUGGAUUGUCAAAAAUCAUCUCGAUUGUUUUGGUUUUACUUAAUUGGAUAUUUCUUAUCAUUUAUACCAGCUGCAAGUGUUUUCCUCAUAUUCGUAUUACCAUCACCACUGUAUCGAGCUCAAUUUAGGCAAUGUAUUUUUCAUUUAAAACAACAAAUGAGCAGAUGA
This is a messenger RNA of Adineta ricciae, 4686 nucleotides long. The record is from the annotation of a GenBank genome assembly. Lineage: Eukaryota; Metazoa; Rotifera; Eurotatoria; Adinetida; Adinetidae.